AUGAGUAUAAAACCAUUACUUAACCAGCAUGCUUUCAUAACAGGAGGAUCCAAGGGCAUUGGUAGCGCAAUCGCCGCCAAGCUCUCCUCGCUUGGCUGCAGGGUGACCAUUUUGGCCCGGAACCAGGACCUAUUGAAAGCGCAGACGGAUCAACUCAACCACAAGUACCCACUCCCCAACGGCGAAAAACACAGCUACGUGAAAUUCGAUUUACUCCGACCCAGCGAGCUAGAGAAGUUCAUUUCGGAAGGCAAGUGCUUCCACCGCACAAAUAUACUCGUGAACUGUGCAGGCAUGACACAGAAAACGCUACUCAUGACCACCUCUCCGCAGGAAAUCGCAGAUAUCAUCAACGUGAAUCUGACCUCGCCUAUCAUACUGAGCAAGCUUUUCGUGAAAAGCACGAGCCGCGUGAAGGACCCCGGUUACAACGCAAGUAUCGUCAACAUUUCCUCGGUUGUCUCCGUACCGGGGAACAAUCUCACCGGGGCCAGCGUUUACACGGCAACCAAGGCUGCGUUAACCCGUUUCACACAGGCUCUCGCUGCAGAGCAGCACGCGAUCCACGACCGGAGGCCUCUGUCGCCCCUUGUUCGUGUCAACGUUCUUCUUCCCCGACAUAUUGCCGACACCGACAUUGGCAAAUCUGUCAAAACCCCUUCUGUUGGUACCAGUACGGCCGAAGACGUGGCGCAGGCCGUAGCAAAUCUCGUCACCGAUGACCACAACGUCGGUGGCGCAGCAACUGUUGUAUGA
Messenger RNA from Pichia membranifaciens NRRL Y-2026, 756 nucleotides. RefSeq lists its product as hypothetical. Gene Ontology annotation, molecular function: oxidoreductase activity, acting on the CH-OH group of donors, NAD or NADP as acceptor. Bases 1 to 756 code for a protein of 251 amino acids. Lineage: Eukaryota; Fungi; Ascomycota; Pichiomycetes; Pichiales; Pichiaceae. The record is from RefSeq and is a predicted model, not a curated record. The transcript has a single exon.